Molecule: messenger RNA, 3509 nt
Organism: Marchantia polymorpha subsp. ruderalis
Lineage: Eukaryota; Viridiplantae; Streptophyta; Marchantiopsida; Marchantiales; Marchantiaceae
Source: the annotation of a GenBank genome assembly
ACGAGUCGCACUUGUGGACGAAACCUGAUGAAGGAAGGCAGGGAGGGAGGAAGGGAGGGGGAGGGGGAAGAAGGAAGGGAGAGAGAGAGAGAGAGAGAGGAGGGGCAGGGCUGAUGAGAGAUGAAUGAAUGAAUGAAUGAAGGAAGGAAGGAGCAAAUGAAUGAAUGAAUGGCCAUUCGGUGAAUCCGCCUGCCUCUGCUGCCUGCUGCUGCGACUGCAAGCCCGACCGUCGAGAUCUCUUCUACCGCCACUGCUACUACUGCUACCUCCUCCACCAGCACCACCACCACCACCACCCGGAGCAGCAGUAGUGCUGCUGCUGCUGCUGCUUGUUGCUGCUCGCUGCUAGCGCUGUCACUCGCCACUCUCACUCCUCUUAUUCUCGCCCCCUCUUUUGUACGUGCUCCGUGGCUUGUCUACUGGCUUGUUUGCGCUCGUUUGCGCUCGUUUAUUCUUCUCUUCUUCUUCUGCCCUUUCCUUUCAUUUCGUCUGUCAUCUAUCUAUCUUCAUCGUCUUCUUCGUCGUCGUCGUCUGUGCUGCUGCUGCUGCUGCUGGUUGGAGUCGCAGGCCGACGUUCUUGCCUUGCCGUUCGCUGGCUGGGCCGACGGUCGGACGGACGGACCUCGCUUUGGACCAUAAAGUGGAGGCUGCCUUUUGGGCCUCGGGAUUUCCUCAGGUGUUCGAGUGAUUGAGGUCGGGGACGAGGACGACGACGGCGCCAGAUUGAGGCCGCAGAGGGCCGGGGUUCAUCGGUCGUCGAUAGAUUGGUAGAUAGAUAGAUAGAUAGAUAUAUCGAUAGACAGACGGAUUGAUUGAUUCAUUGAUUGAUCGCUCUUCAUCAAAGGGGUGCACGCAGGGAGGACGGGAAGUGGAGAGACGGGGGAGGAGCGAGAGAAGGAGGAGGAGGAGAGUGGAGAAGAGAUUCGAUUGAUCAGCAUCGGGGUUUGGCGAGGACGAGAUUAGAUAAGGGUCAGGGGGAAACGGGGAGGAGAGGAGAAGGAGGGAGGAGGAGGAGGAGGCCGAGGAGGAGCGAAGACGCAAGAGGCAUCGGGGGAGGGCAAUUGGUACUUGAAAUCUGCUUCAAUUUGCUCUCGUCCGACUUUCCCAAUCCCUCAGGACAGGAUUUGGGGUUGCUUAGCCGGAGCGAACGACCGAGUGCGAGAUUUUUUUCAUCUGGGUCCGGGCUUGGGAUAGGAGGCAAAAUCGUCCCGUGCCGCCGGGUUGUCUCGCAAUUCGGAGUGGCCCUAUUAUCGUCGGAGGUGAGGGCCGGGUAUAGGGAGAUAGAUAGAUGUCGUCAGCUGCAGGUACAGAAUACUGGUGCUAUCGAUGCAAUCGCAAUGUGAGGCCCGCCGCAGCAACUGAGGUGAUUUGCCCCCAUUGCAACGAUGGGUUUUUGGAAGAAUCCUCGGGCAACGGCAGCGGGAAUCCUCAAAUCCCAGAGCCCACGUUCCCGCAGUCCGAUGUGUUUGGUGCAGAUGUGGAGUCGGGCGGAAACAGCCGGGGAGGCGGCACGCCCUUGACGGAGACCGGAACUCCAGCUGGAUUCCGCCGCUGGAAUCAGCAGGGAGGGCCGGGCCAGCGAGGCCGAAACUUCCCCGGAGGCAAUCCGGCAAUUUUGCAGGUUCUGGAAGCGAUGUCAGCCGUGUUGCAGCAAAUGCAGCCACCGAAUGCACAUGGGGGGUUCCCGGGUGGAAAUGAAGGUGGCGAUGCGGACAGUGGUGGUGGCGAAGGACGAAACCGGAUGCCCACAAUGGAGAAUGCCCCUUUCAAUGUCAAUCCCAUGCUGGUCUUCCAAGGCCAAAUGCAAAACUUCCUGGGAGGCGGUGGCAACGUGGAAGUUUUUUUUGAUAACGGGAAUGGUCCCCCGAGACGCUUGCCUGGAAACUUUGGAGAUUAUUUUUUAGGUCCCGGGCUGGAUCAGCUCAUACAGCAGUUGGCAGAAAACGAUCCCAACAGGUAUGGAGCCCCUCCUGCAGCCAAAACUGCCGUAGAAGCGAUGCCAACCAUCCAAAUCACAUCAGAACAUUUGGGAACCGAUGCAGCACAGUGUGCCGUUUGCAAAGAUGAGUUUGAAUUAGGAUCCCAGGUGCGGCAGAUGCCUUGCAAGCACAUGUAUCAUUCCGAUUGCAUUUUGCCUUGGCUUGCCCAACACAACUCUUGUCCAGUUUGCCGUUUCGAGAUGCCCACAGAUGAUGCAGAAUACAACCAAACCCGAGCCUCGCAACCUUCUGCUCCUGCAUCCACCACCACCACCGCACCGACGCACGGCACCACCACCCCAGCAGCUGGAGGUGAAGGCGGGGCCACGGGUGCGAAUUUCACCAUCUGGGAAACUCCCGGUGGUGCCUACCCCAUGAGUAGAUAUCAAACGGACUCUGGACUCGAACCGCCGAGCGAUGCCGGAUCCAGCGCAGCCCCGAGCAGCGCUUCGACGACUGCUGCGGGAGCCACUCCUCCCGCCAGCGCAGCCACCGCCACCGCUGCCGCCACGACCGGAGGUGGCACGGGAAGACGAAUCUCAUUCCACCUGCCUUGGUUUUUCAGCCGGACAGCUGCUGCUCCCAAUCCGGCUCCUCCCACGGGCCCUCAGGCCGAAACGUCGAGUCAAGGGGGCGGCAACAGAGGCGGCACAGCCAACAACAGAUCGCAGGCUGGUGGUGGUGGGAACGGGCAGUCGUCAGCUCGGACUGACGAGGACGGUGACAUUUGCAUGUCCGAGGCGAGACACGAGGCACGACAGGAAGAUCUGGACUGACAGAUUGUGCUGCUUCCGUGUAGCUGGUUGUCAUCACUGAACCAAAGGCACUGCUGCGGUGCUUCCUGAGAGAGGACGACGAGCAAGUUUGCACUUAAUUGAAGUGAGUUGUAGCAUUUGUAUUAUGCGCCGCAUCUGAACGGUUGACUGGUUGAAGGUGCUCAAGUAAAUAGGUAUAUCUGGCAUACUUCUGUGCAGAGGACAUACUUGUUCAUCCUUUGCUAUCUGGAUGACAUUCUGGGUAUUGGUGAGGCCACCCGAUGACGCUACUCCUUCCCUAUUGUGGUGUCUAACGGUUGCCAUGUUGAUUUAGUAGUUUCUGCAAAGCAUAGUUGCCAACAUAGGAGACUCAUGCCAAUGUGGAAAUGGAUGAUCAGAAGUUUGAAGCUUCAAGCUUCAUGUAGUUGAUUAAAUUUUUUUCCUUUUAUUAGGACCUGGAGAUUUUCAUAGGGUUAAGAACCUAGAGAAGGGGUUGCUGGGCAUGGAUGAGGGCAAGGGUUUCGAUAAGUUCAGGGUAAAACAGGAGAAGAGGAGUAAGUGUCCACAAAGAUGAUUGAUUAACUGUGUUAAUAUGCGAUGAAUAAGUUUUGGCAACACACAGACGAAUUCGCAGGUCAUGGAGUUUGUUUUAAGGAAGGGUUCCCAUCCUAUUCACUGUCUUCUCUGUCACGUACUCCAAGAUUCAUAUUCAUUUGUCUUAUUUGUCCGGUGCCUCGUCGGACGACUGUAAAGUAUCUACUAGCCUUGUGCUGGC